GACAUUCAUAACUGCAGUGAGGGAUCUGCCGAAGAGGACACCAUUAGGCUGUGUAUAUAAUAUACAUUCGUUUUUAUUACCAGUCCUGCAGAACUUUUGUACUAAAGAAGGAUUUCGUCUGUAUUUUCAAUACUUGGUCGUCACGGUUGAAUGACAGUGUCCAAUCAGCUGCAGGAUUCCCGGAGCCCCGCCCCUGCGCGCUGUCUAUUUAUAAUAAUGCAACAGCAGCUUUCUGACAGCAGUUACUGUAGAAGCAGAUGCUGCAUCACCAGCUCCGCUAUAACGCUACAGUCUCACCUCAAUAGAUACAACUUUACCCCAAAGAUAACCUCAAUUCGACUUGUAUUGUUCUUACCACAGUCAUAGUAGGCUUACGUUAUAUACCUCUAUAUUUUAACUCAUCAAUAUAAGUUACCCGACAUAAACACAAUGACCGAAGGGAACAACAUGCCAGAAGAUGAUACAGAGGGUCAGGGUGAGGUCCCCGCCGGCGCGCCCGCAGAAGAGAAGAAGGAGAACGGGGACAGUAAAGUGACCGUCCCAGAGCAAGCCGCGGCUCCGGGGACGGAGGAGGUCGAGUUUGUGCACCCGGAGGGAGGCUGGGGCUGGCUGGUGAUGUUGGCCGCCAUGUGGUGUAACGGAUCGGUGUUCGGGAUCCAGAACGCCUUCGGUAUUCUCUUCCUCUCUCUCCUCCGGGAGUUUGGCUCCGAGGACGACGACGACCUCCGCUUUAAGACAGCGUGGGUGGGCUCCCUCUCCAUGGGGAUGAUUUUCUUCUGCUCUCCCAUUGUCAGCGUCUUCACCGAUAUCCUGGGCUGCAGAGUUACGGCAGUGGGUGGCGCUGCUGUCGGCCUGGUCGGCCUACUGGCCAGCUCCUUUGUCACGUCCCUGGGCCCUUUGUAUUUCACCUAUGGCAUAGUGUUCGCCUGCGGCUGCUCUUUCGCCUACCAGCCCAGCCUGGUCAUCCUGGGCCACUACUUCAAGAAGCGUCUGGGUCUGGUGAACGGCAUUGUGACGGCCGGCAGCAGCGUCUUCACUAUCACCUUGCCCUUCGUGCUGUCGGGCCUGCUGGAGAGAGUGGGCCUCCAGAACACCAUGCGCGUCCUCUGCAUCCUGAUGUUUGUGCUGAUGCUGGCCGGCUUCACCUACAAGCCCCUGCUGCCAGUCAAAUCCAUUAACACCCACACAGGCAGCCGGUUCCCACCCAUCAGCAAGAUCUUCAACAUCAAUAUCUGGAAGUCUUUGGGAUAUCGCAUCUGGGCCUUCGGUAUUCCUGCAGCCCUCUAUGGCUACUUUGUGCCUUAUGUUCACCUGAUGAAGCAUGUGGAGGAGCGUUUUGGAACAGAUGCCAGUAAAGAAGUUCUGCUCAUGUGCAUCGGAAUCACGUCUGGCGUGGGCCGUCUCAUCUUCGGCAGGGCGGCAGACUAUGUUAAUGGAGUCAACAAAGUGUACCUGCAGGUGACCUCCUUCUUUAUCAUUGGCCUCAUGUCCAUGAUGAUCCCUCUGUGCCACAUCUUCGGCGGGCUGAUCGCCGUGUGCCUGCUCAUGGGGCUGUUUGACGGCUGCUUCAUCUGCAUCAUGGCCCCUAUCGCCUUUGAGCUGGUCGGAGACGAAGACGUUUCCCAGGCCAUUGGCUUCCUGCUGGGCCUGAUGUCCGUGCCCAUGACUGUGGGGCCCCCCAUCGCAGGUUUCCUGAGGGACAGACUGGGUAGCUACGACGUCGCAUUUUACCUGGCAGGUAUCCCCCCGAUCGUUGGAGGAGCCGUACUGUGUCUGAUCCCCUGGGUGGAGGCCAAGCGCAAGAGGAAGGAGAAGGAGGAGGCACUGAACAAGGAGCAGGAUGUCACCCAGAAGAUGAUCGAGCACGAGAAGGCUCAGGAAGACGCACAAAGCAAAACUGGAGAGUCUGUCCUCUAAGUGCCCCGCUGAACAGACUGAAAGAGACACAGACUGAGACUUCUGACAUACAGCAUGACUGCCUUCAGAAGGACAAAAUGCCAAAGUGAUGAACCCUAUCAGAGUCAUAGGUUCGAGUACAGUUUAACAUGAAUGUGAUCUUGAAGAACUAUGCAUUAAUUGAAAAUUGAGGAACUGCACAUUUCGUAUUUGUCACAGGGGAAAGAAGACAUGCUGUGCUUAAUAUAAAUGUAAUGUAAAAGUGUAAAAGCCAGUGUCUCUACCAAAAACACUUUCAGGUGGCAUUCUUAAGGCAAAGGUGGACUUACGCCAUUCUUUACAAUCAGUUUUUAACACUACCAUAUUUUUUUAGAUGUAGAAAUAUAGCAUUAAAAAAACAUGCUUGAUUACACAGGACAGUGACAUAACUUGAUUCAGCCUCAAUCAACAUAUUUGUUUUAUGUCAGUGCAAGGCAAACUGGUCUCUGUAAAGCUGCCAUCUUUAUUGCAUCUCCUGUCAACACUUCAACGUCUUAAAGCCAACAUUAAAUACUGAGAGUAAUGUGUUCAUAGUAUUUUAAAGUUACAUGCAGAGGUCUCAUUUUUAGUGUGAGUCCUGCAGCUCUGGGAGGGUCUGAGCUUUAAAGGUGCUUUAAGCACAAUGAUUUACAUCCUGUCAGCAAAAGGCAUACAGUGUUUUAUACAAUGGACUGUAUGUAAUGUACUCCAUGUUUAUACCAAGCUUACAUGGUGUCUAGUCCUACGUAAAAUUGUGCUAUGGAAUAAGCACACCAUAAUGAUGAACUAUUAACUAAUACAAACACAGUUAGUGUGAGCGUUAAAGGGGCCGUGUGCCUGAGAAACCUUGUCAGUGUUUUACAUUUUUAUCUUUAAAGGAACAGUUCAACAUUGUGCGAAAUAUGCUUAUUCUCUUUCCUGCCCACAGUUAGAUGAGAACAUGGACACCACUCUCAUAUCUGUCCACUAGAUAUAUAAAGCCAGCAAGAUAGCUUAUCUUAGAAAAAGACUUUCUGUAGUCUCGUAUGCGUAUUUCCCAAAAUGUCAAAUCAUACCUUUAACAAUAAAAACUCUUAGCCAGCACAAGUAAACCAGCAUUCAGUUAUGAACCUAAAUAUUGAUUUAUAAGGAUCAUAUAGACAUUGUGUUUGUGUCUAUGUCUAUUCAGUGACUGCAGUAUUGACAUUAAGCAGUAUUUCCACCUGUGAACGUUUUUUCUCUGUAAUUUGGUCCAAUAUUUUUAGUUUAUACUUUUACUGUGUGACAUCCAUUUACAAUGCCUUGCCUCAGGUUAAAUUCUCUUAUGCUUCCUGGUAUAUAAAAGAACAUGGCGUUUGCCCAGUAUCUGAUGUGGUCCGGGUCAUAAAACAACCGUCACUGUGUCACCAACACAUAGCCUGUUUGCAUGGAUGACCUCUUAAAAAGACAAAAUACUGGUGCAUAUGCAGAUCCUCACCACCUUAUGAAAAGGCUAAUACACAUUUACCUACAGUAUCAUUUGAGAAACAUGCGUUUGACUUAUUGACUACGUGACAGCAGUCAAUGAAGUCGAGUUAAUCAUUAACUCUGUGCCCAGUUCAUUAACCUUUAUUAGAAAGGUGUUUGUUUCAUGUUUUCAUAUUGUAUUUAUUUGUUAGUUUUUGUGGAGAAUGUCAUGCUGUAAUUGACAGCCUAAAGCCUUGAUUUCAUUUACUGAAGACCAAAGUGUAGUGAAAUGAAAAGUGCGUUAAUCCUGUUGGCGCUUCUGUCUGUGAACCAUCUUCACACUCAACAGUCCCUCACUGUCCACACUGACAGACUGCUUUUGGAAAACAGUGCGGCAACACUGUUGAUUUCUGUGAGUCAAUGAUAUUUGCUCUGCAGACCUGUGACUUUCUCUACCUCAGAUGUUGUAAAUGUGUAGAGCUCUGGCCAUCCCUGUUCCUCCACCAGAGCAGUGUGACUCGACAAACCCAAAUAAACUACAAAGUCUUAGAAAAAUAACUAGCUGUCCAAAGCUUUCCUCUUUAAUGAAGUGCGUGCUGCUCAGAACCAGAAAAUGCCUUUUUUUUUAAGUAUGAGAAACUUUAACAGCGUUUACAUCUCUUCUCACGCAAAUAUAUAUUUUUAUUACGAUUAAAUCACAUCUGUUGCCUUUUAAUUCAAACCUAUCUUUAUAAUGACAUGCAUGACUGUUUAUAUCUGACUUUAGUUUGUUUUUUUCUGUCCUUCCCAUGUUUAUAGCAUUUUAUUAUGAAUUUGCUGUUAUUAUUUUGCCUCUCACAUCUAAUCAAACCACCGGCUUUAUUCAGAAUAUCUGUUCUGUAUUUGUGUAUGCAUUUUGUUUUUGCUGAAAGUACAGAUAAAGUUUGGCUUCUGUAAAGCUUUGCUGCAAGAAAUGCAUCUUUGCUUCUUUCAUCCUAUUUCAGCAUACAUUUUGUCUUCAUUUCUGUUCAUGUAUUGUUUUCCGUUUUGUUUUAUGCUUAUCUCUCAUGAGUUACCCAAAAUGUGUUCUACUAAAAUAUUUCUUCUUGCCUGCCCUAUCUGCUGCAGAAUGUGUGGUGAACUACAGUAUAUGCAAUAUAAUAUUAUGUAAACACAAUCAGAUUUCAGAAUUUUCAAGACAGUAAAAAAAUAUGUUUACAU
Cottoperca gobio is the source of this 4539-nucleotide messenger RNA. It is a transcript of the gene slc16a10, whose product is annotated as solute carrier family 16 member 10. Gene Ontology annotation, biological process: transmembrane transport. Lineage: Eukaryota; Metazoa; Chordata; Actinopteri; Perciformes; Bovichtidae. The record is from RefSeq and is a predicted model, not a curated record. The transcript has 6 exons. Gene Ontology annotation, cellular component: basolateral plasma membrane. Gene Ontology annotation, molecular function: transmembrane transporter activity. Bases 430 to 1917 code for a protein of 495 amino acids.